AUGACCAGGGUUUUAAUUGCAUUGACAAGUUACAACGAAGCAUUCUUUACUGAUGGUGCGAAGACCGGUGUCUUUGCUGUGGAAGCGCUACAUCCUUUCAAUUAUUACAAGGAACAAGGUUACGACGUCGACUUUGUUUCAGAGACUGGUAAGUACGGUUUCGAUGAGCACUCUUUGUCAGCAGACUUCUUAAGCGGCAAAGACAAGGAGCAAUUCGAAGACAAGAACUCUGCGUUCAACCAAGCUUUAGCCAAAACAAAGGUUGCUGCUGAUGUUAACCCAUCCACCUAUAAAAUCUUCUUUGCCUCUGCCGGCCACGGUACGUUAUUCGAUUAUCCAACUGCCAAGAAUUUACAAAAAAUAGCCUCUGAUAUAUAUGCUAAUAAUGGUGUUGUGGCUGCUGUUUGCCAUGGUCCGGCAAUCUUUGAUGGUUUGACUGAUAAAGAUACUGGUAAACCGUUGAUUCAAGGUAAAGUUAUUACUGGUUUUACCGAUAUUGGUGAAGAAAUCCUAGGUGUUGCCGAUAUACUAAAACAAAAGAAGUUAGAUACUGUGGAAGACAUCGCUAAGAAGUAUCAUGCAAAGUACAUGGCCCCAAUUGGUCCAUGGGAUGAUUUUUCGAUUGCUGAUGGUAGGUUAGUUACGGGUGUCAAUCCAGCAUCGGCUAGUUCCACUGCCAAGAGAACUGAUCAAGUAUUGAAUAGCCUCAACUAA
This is a messenger RNA of Kluyveromyces lactis, 714 nucleotides long. RefSeq lists its product as uncharacterized. Bases 1 to 714 code for a protein of 237 amino acids. The record is from RefSeq and is a predicted model, not a curated record. The transcript has a single exon. Gene Ontology annotation, molecular function: glyoxalase III activity. Lineage: Eukaryota; Fungi; Ascomycota; Saccharomycetes; Saccharomycetales; Saccharomycetaceae.